AGCCUGGUGGGAGCAACAGGGAGCAGGUGGGCAAGGGGACCGGGCGAUGGGGGUACUGAGAUGGCUGAGAAGGUCGCACUGCAGCACACAUUUGCACGAGCUCAUCAGGCGUGCCUGGAACGUGGUGAAUUUAGUGUGUAAGUUCCACUUUAAAGCUUUAGCAGCGUGUGCACCUCUCAGGAACACUGUGUGAAGGUGGCUCCUUCGCCGUCACUGCUCUGUGAGCGAGCAUCUGGGGCUCUGCCUGCCGGCUGAGCCGCAGCUCCUCCAUCCGGACACAGAAGGGAGCUGACGCCCUCCGCGGGCUCUCCAGAAGGUGCUGUGAGCUGCGGGGCUAGAAAGAUUUUCUCUUUGGUGCCACCUGCAGAGUCAGAAAAGGAGUGCCUGGCCAUUCCAGGAAGCUCCCGACAGCAACACAAUGACCAAAAUAGAGGUCAGCGGGGCAGCCUGAAGCCCGCCUCCGCCACCCUGAGGCCACAGAGCUCCGCAGCUGUGCAUGCAGAGGGGCCGCCUCCCAGGAUGGAGAAGUUUCAGGCCGCGAUGCUGCUGGCGAGUGUCGGGGAUGCUCUCGGUUACAGAAAUGCCUGUGGGGAGACCAGCGUUUCAGGCACGAGGACCCAGGGGGAGCUGCACAAAAGCGGGGGGCUGGACCACCUGGUGCUCUCACCAGAGAAAUGGCCAGUGAGCGACAACAGCAUCAUGCACGUGGCGACGGCCCGGGCACUGACCACAGGUCACUGGCCAUGCAAGUAUUUCAAGGAUCCCAGUGGACAUCUUCAACAUGUUUUCCAAAGACAGGCAGACUUUACAAAGUGGAGCUGCAUCUUGGCACGUUCGAACUACUGGUGCCUGGAUGACCUGUACCGGGAGAUGGUGAAGUGCUACGUGGGAGUCCUCGAGAAGCUUCCAGAGCACCGGGCCGACCCAGCAACCAUGGACGGCUGCUCACAGCUGAAGCCGGACAACUAUCUCCUCGCCUGGCACACGCCCUUCAACGAGAAGGGUUCAGGAUUCGGAGCUGCCACCAAGGCGAUGUGCAUCGGCAUGCGGUACUGGCGGCCUGAGCGGCUGGAGACCCUGAUCGAGGUCAGCGUCGAGUGCGGCAGGAUGACCCACAACCACCCCACAGGCUUCCUCGGGUCCCUGUGCACAGCCCUGUUUGCAUCUUACGCCAUACAAGGAAAGCCGCUCGAGCAGUGGGGGAGGGACAUGAUGAGGACAGUCCCUCUAGCGGAAGAAUACUGCAAGAAGACCAUCCGGCACCUGGCAGAGUACCAGGAGCACUGGUUUUACUUUGAAGCAAAAUGGCAGUUUUACUUGGAGGAGAGAAAAAUCAGUGAAGACGUGGACAGUAAAGCCACCUUUCCUGACCACUAUGACGCCGAGGAGAGGGACAAGACCUACAGGAGGUGGAGCUCGGAGGGGCGAGGGGGACGGCGGGGCCACGACGCCCCCAUGAUUGCAUAUGACGCUCUCCUGGGAGCCAGGAGCAGCUGGACGGAGCUCUGCCACCGGGCCAUGUUUCACGGAGGUGAGAGCGGGGCCACGGGGACCAUCGCGGGCUGCCUGUUCGGGCUGCUGCACGGCCUGGACUCCGUCCCCCCGGGGCUGUACCAGGACCUGGAGCACAAGGAAGAGCUGAGCCGCCUGGGCGCAGCCCUCUACCGCCUGUCCACGGAGGAGACCCCCAAGAAUGGCAAGAUCUGCAGUGACAAGAUGCCCAUCGACGCCCAAGCCCUGAAAAGGAAGGUCAGCAAGGCGACAUGCCACCUGGCCGCCCACGCCAUCCUCAGCAGCCUGCUGCUCUAUGUCACCGACCACGAGGACAGGCCCUGGGGGCUGCCUCCCGCCAACAGGGCAGAGGGCGGGGGGAGAAAGGUGAGCUGCACGCCAGAGCCCCAGGACGCCCACCGGCGGCCCACGCGCUUCCAGCUCCUGCAGGCCAAGUUCAUGGGCCCUGGACGGGAGCCCUGUCUCAAGAAGACCCGGGAGGUAGGGAGGCUGAUCUUCAAGGACAAGCAGGGCCCCAGCAGGAGCUUGGUGACGGCCACCAUCGGCAAGCUCCUUGAGAAGACCCGGGAGCCGAUCCAUAGCCAGAAGCCCCGGUGGGGCCCGCCUGCCGGGAAGAGCACCGUGAAAAACAUCCUGAAGAUGUUCUUGGCUGCAGAGGAGAAGGAGGCUGCGGAGAAGCCACCCGCGGAGCGGCCCAGAGCUGCGGGAGGCCCCCUGCCGAGGACAGCGGGCAAGAGGAACUCAGUCCUGUCCAAGCUGCGGGAGAAGUUCGAGCAGAGCGGCUGUCUGUACUCCGAGGCCGGCGUGUUGCCGCUCCGCACGGAGGACCGAAAGAAGAAGAACCUGCGGAGGACGAAGAUGCACCGGCCUCAGGCCCGCGUGCUCUGCAUGGCCACCCUUGCCAGCACCUGCAUCAGGACGCCCCUCGCCCGCUUUCUGGCCUGCACGGCCGAGCCCGUGCCAGCCUUCAGCAUCGCCACUGUCGUCUGCGGCCCCAGGAGCUGGCUGUCCCACUGCGCCAAAAUCAGCCGCUCAGAUCUGGGGCGUGUGCCCAGACCAGCAACGGGCACGUCACCCAGUGUGGGGGAGACGGCGCCUGGUGGGAACAAGACACCAGGAAAAGGGCGGCUUGGUGGGGAGUGCUCAGGGUUCCCAGCGCCCAUGACCACAGCUCCCAGGGACCACACGGGAACAGUGUCCCCCAGAGCAGGGCCCGAGUGUGUCCCUGAGCCAGCCCCCUCUCCUGCCUCCCGCAGGGGCGAAGCUCUUCCUGGCCGCAAGCCCACCACAUCCCCACUGGCAGCAGCCAGCCCAGGGUACAUCCAGGCAGCAGGAGGUGACAGCAGGGGGGCCCCCCAGGCAGAGGGCACUGCAGACAACACCUGGGGGAUGAGAGGGGCAGGGGUGGCCCCCGCAGUCACAUUGACUGUUUGCAGCUCGGAGGAUGAAACAGAAAGAUCCAUUUCAGACUCAGAGAGAGACCCCCUCUUCGCCACCCAGAGGAAUUUUCCAGAAGAGAAUGUACCAGGACGUAUCCCACCGCUCAACAUGCACGCAGCCCAGGCCGCUCAGCGCACUCAGCCGGCCAUCGAGCCUCCACAGAUAAUGGUCAGACUUCCCGUUGUCCACGAAAUGCCGCCCCCUCAUGCCACGCCGCCAAGGGCACCAGGUGGUGAGGACCAGCGUCCUGGUGCUCUGGGAGGAGAGAGUGCGAUCGGAAACACAGAAGCGCCGUUUCCCACCACAGAGAGUGGAAGCCGCGGCCCAGCCACAGCCGGACUGAGGGAGCCCCCAGGUACGCGGCAGGGCUACUGGGCAGACCCCAGCCCCACGCCCCUACAGGGGGCUGCCAGCACUGAUCGCCACCCCGCCGAGGCAGUGCCAAUGCCGAAACCAUGGGCAAGUUCCCCUGGAGGGAAGGGACACGAAGGCGGCCGUGGGAAGCUGGACCGGCAUGAGGCUCGAGAGCACGUUUGCACAGACGCUGUUUCCGAGCUCACCUGUGAGAAGCAGCAGCUGCCAGAAUCAGGGGCAACACCACCCCGCGAUGAAGGCGCCCCAUCACGGUACACCACAGCAUCGGAGAGCCGCCCAGGAGGGACCCGCUGCUCUGCCUCUGGCUGGCAGCAAGGGCCGGUUCCCAGCGAGGAGCACCGGGCGGGCGGCCCCGCCCUGCUGGCGGCCUCCCCCAAGGACCGGACAAGGUCCGAGAGUUUGACCUCGACGGACAAGCACAUCCUGCAUGAGCAAGAACACGGGCGGGCCCCACUGCCCGCGUCUGCCCAGCCCCUGCUGAUGGCCGAGGAGAGCACUACCGGCGGCCUCGGUGAGCACAGACCGUCCUCCUUAAAUGGACGCCCGGAACCAAGCAUCAGAGCCCCUGGGUGGUUGACUGCUGAAGGGGCCAAGAGUCACAUAGCGCCAGCGCCCGGUGAUGCCCUGAACCCCGAAAACAGUGUGGCCGAAGAGCGGAGGGCUCUGCACAGGGGAGAGCGCAGCUUGUCAACAUGCCAUGGUCUCCUAGCGGAGGACCUCGCUCGAGAACCCAGCCGCCCCCUCUUCCUGGCGCCCGGUCGGCCCUGGGAGCCCCACAGCAGAGCGGCACAGAGCAGCAUCCGCCAAGACUCAGGGCCACGGCGGCCUCUGGCCUCGGAGUCCCCGGCAGAGCCCCAGGCCGCUCUCCCACUCAAGGCCGCUGGCACCCAAUCUGUGCAUGAUGAUCCCCUCGCGUGUGUUUCCAAUGAAUGGGCAGCGCGCACGGCGAAGGCGGCAGGAGGAAGCAGGGACACCAUGUCCGCGCAGGCCAGCCCUGCGGCGGCUGACACCAAGUCCCUGGGGCCGCCCUCAAGUCAUCCCCUGCCACAGGGACGCCGCACCAAGGGGCCGCCCCACCACACCUCGGGCAGGGGGCCGGCGCCUUCUGAGCCCCAGCAGGCCAGGAACGAGGACCGCGCCGCAUCGGGAAAGCAGCGUCCUUCCAGCGCGGGGCCUACACCUCAGCCGUCCUUGGCGCCCUCGACGGCAGCAGAGGGCCAGCAGGUGGACAGGGCACCUCAGGAGUGUCCCAACCUCCAGGCGCGCCCGCAGAUGGCAUCCUGCACGCGGGCCGGUGUCCUGGAGGAGGUCAAGGUUGGGGAGAGGCCACAGCCACAGGCAGGCCGGGGGGGCCGGGAGGACGGGGCCUCAGGGCCUGCAGGACUGGCCGGUCCUGGAAAGGAGGGAGCAGCUCCUUGGGGCCAGAAUGGCACAGUGUGUUGGGCUGAAAAGGCUCAGACUCGACCCAGGGAUGAGCGGGCAGUGGAGGCCACGGCCACUGAGGUGGAGACGCCCCGGCUGUCAGCUGCGAAAGGCCUGGAACAUCUGUUCCAGCAGCGGGGGAGGCGUGAAGAGGAGCCCGCUCGCGGACACGGUGCGCCCACUGAAGAGAGCCAAGCACCUUCCCCCUCAGAGAGGCUGGGGCGCCCGGCACGGGCCCAGGCCGGCAGGAUGGCCCCCCACGACCUGGCGCGGCCCACAGGUGGCUCGGCAGCAGUGGCACCCAUUGCAGGCGAUAGCGGAAAGUCCCAGGGACCGGCUCCCAGGGGCGCCCAGGGGGCACCCAGAGCGCCGCUCAAGACCGGAGAACGGCGGCCUGGGGCGGCUGAGAGCCAGCUGUGUCCCCGCCCUGAGCCCACCCGGGGCUCUGCAGGGUCCCCACCUCAGCCUGGGGGCCGCCAGACGCCCGGCGUCCCGGCCCAGGAGGGGCCCGCAGACAUCCCCAGGGCAGCUGAGAGCCAGCCCCGUCACCACCCUGAGCCUGCCCGGGGCUCUGCAGGGUCCCCGCCUCAGCCUGGGGGCCGCCAGACACCUGGUGCCCAGGCCCAGGAGGGGCCCGCAGACACCCCCGGGGCGGGGAGAGGCCCAUGGGAGCCCGAGCAUCGCCGGAGGUCAGCACGCUCGGCCAAGUACCGAGCCCAGAGCUUCUGCGACCAGAGGUCCUUCGACCUGUCCUUCAGACCCGCCGCUCUCAGGGCCGACGCCGCGGUUGAGCCGCAAAAGUGAGGCCCCCACCCCGCACCGCCUCGUCCCACGCCCCAGGCUCCACUCCUCGCCCGAGUGUCGUUUUCCCUGAACAGUCGGCCUGUGGUUUCCUGUCGCUCUGACGGCACUCAGCCCGGAGGGUCCCGGCUCCAGGACUGACACCCCCAGCAUCGCGAGCCCCGCGGCGCCUCGGCCUCAGCGCUUCCCCGCAGGAGGUUUGAACAGCAAGGACGAGGAACAGACUCGGACACACAGGCGUUGGCUCCAGGCCCCCUUGUGUCCAUGCGUUCUCCGUUUCAUCGGAGGCAGCCUCACGAGGGUGUCUGCACAUGUCCAUCUUCUCACUGAGCCAAGAGCUGUUUUUAGCACUCAAACGUGCGGUGCUGGACUUUGCAUGCGUCUGUCCUGUCCCAUCUGGGGGGCCCAGGUCAGCUUCGGGCUUUUUUUCUGUCAUUUUGUUUUGUUUUUAUAUUUUCUUUUUUGAGGAAGAUUAGCCCUGAGCUAACAUCUGCCACCAAUCCUCCUCUUUUUGCUGAGGAAGACUGGCCCUGA
Messenger RNA from Equus quagga, 6084 nucleotides. It is a transcript of the gene ADPRHL1, whose product is annotated as ADP-ribosylhydrolase like 1. The transcript is spliced from 9 exons. Gene Ontology annotation, cellular component: nucleus; mitochondrion. Lineage: Eukaryota; Metazoa; Chordata; Mammalia; Perissodactyla; Equidae. The record is from RefSeq and is a predicted model, not a curated record. Bases 520 to 5553 code for a protein of 1677 amino acids.